CUUCCCGCCCACUUUGACGUGAGGUCAAAGGUUGCGAGCAAAAUGGCGGCCGCCUCGCCAGAACGGAGCCGCUGAUUGUGUACUUGGAAGCGGGCCUAAGGGGAGCCGCGGGCCGUGGAGAGAGACGCCUCGCUUCCUGGGAGCCGCUGACCGCCCAGACUUCGCUCUCAGGCCCCGGCGGGACCCUUCUAAGACGCUGCCUCCCUCGGACGUCGUUGUUUGCUCACAGGACACCUACCGCCUCACUAAAACAACUGGCUUUUCAUGAGGACUAGCGACGGUCCCCUCAACGAGGCAGCCGCGCCCGCUGAAGAAUCCCCCCUCGGGAGUUGAAGUUGCGGCAGCUCCUCGCCUCAGAACAAGCUCUCCCUCCUCGCCCCAAAUUCCUAGCCGGAGUUUCAGUAGCCCUCAUGCCCACCCCAAUUCUAGCAACACAUCCCUGCCGUGAAACAGGAAUCCUCCUGGGAAACCCACAGGAAAAGCGCCCCCUUCCUAGACACGCUCCAAAAGGAAGCCGGCUCCAUGCUGGCUAGAUAUUUCUAGACCUGACCAGAAGCCCUGACAGCUGCCAACGCACCUGCUUAAACCAGAUGCGACCUCGCAGAUCAGGAGUCCCCUUGUUGGCAUUGCCUUUGUAGAGAAAGGCUGUACCCAGCCCUGGCUCAAGGAAGGGUAACUACAUACCCAUAGGAUAGUUUGGGGGCAGCUCAGCAGCAGCCUCGCCCGCUCCUAGGUCCAGAUGCUGCCCCCACAAAUCGGGAAGGUUGCAUACUGCAUUAUGUCGGGAUUCCUUCUCCCAGAUAGAAACCUAGUCAGUAAUCAGUUUUUGUUCUAAAAGUACGUCUGUCAAGUUAGCCAGGAAUCUCUGGAAACUGCUGUCGCUUCUUUAGUAAAUAGACUACAAGACAAGAGAUCUCUCUCUUUUUUUGCAGUUGUAAAUAGCUAAAUGCCUACACAAAAAAGAGAGAUGUAUCUAGUUUGCUUUGGUAGGUCUUUAGAGGAUUCAGAAGUCGUCAUCUUUUAACCCUGGGGUAGGAGAAGUUCUCUUUCUAGGAAGGAUCCCCUUACCUUAUUAAAUGUCAGUAAGUUGCACAACAGAUACUAAGUUUGAUACAUAUAUAAUUCUCCCUAAUUUAAGAGGUCAGUAUUAGUAGGUUAGGUCUCCCGAAAUCUGAAGUAUUCACACUCCGAAAAUGCUUUAUGGGCAAUGUUGCCUCUUUGGACAUUUCUUUGGACUAUUCUGAAAUUUUCUGGUGAAAGAUCUUUAAUGGGAAGAAAUCAGCCAAGAAAGGAAGAAUUAAAGUUACCUUUGAAAAGACUGCUAAUGAGGCUUGUGAUGUGUAUUUGAUUUUCAUCAAGGUUCAGUACUACUAUUUAUGAUGAACAGGAAGAAAGGAGACAAGGGGUUUGAGAGCCCAAGACCUUAUAAAUUAACCCACCAGGUCGUCUGUAUCAACAACAUAAAUUUCCAGAGAAAAUCUGUUGUUGGUUACGUGGAGCUGACAAUAUUUCCCACAGUUGCGAAUCUCAAUAGAAUCAAGCUGAACAGUAAACAAUGUAGGAUAUACAGAGUGAGAGUCAACGAUCUGGAAGCAGCUUUCAUUUAUAAUGACCCCACGCUGGAGGUUUGUCACCAUGAGUCGAAACAGAGAAAUCUCAACUACUUUUCCAAUGCAUAUGCUGCUGCAGUCAGUGCUGUGGACCCAGAUGCUGGAAAUGGAGAGCUGUGCAUCAAGGUGCCGUCAGAGCUUUGGAAGCAUGUCGAUGAAUUAAAAGUCUUGAAGGUACAUAUCAACUUUUCUCUGGACCAGCCAAAAGGAGGCCUUCAUUUUGUGGUACCCAACGUGGAAGGAAGCUUAGCAGAGAGAGGGGCCCAUGUCUUCUCUUGCGGGUAUCAAAAUUCUACAAGGUUUUGGUUUCCUUGUGUUGAUUCAUACUCCGAACUAUGCACAUGGAAACUGGAAUAUACUGUGGAUGCCACAAUGGUGGCUGUCUCAAAUGGAGACCUGGUGGAAACGGUGUAUACUCAUGAUAUGAGAAAAAAGACCUUCCAUUAUAUGCUGACAAUUCCAACUGCAGCAUCGAACAUCUCCUUGGCCAUCGGACCAUUUGAAAUCCUUGUUGAUCCCUACAUGCAUGAGGUGACUCAUUUCUGUUUACCCCAGCUUCUCCCGCUGCUCAAACACACCACAUCUUACCUCCAUGAAGUAUUUGAAUUCUAUGAAGAGAUACUUACGUGCCGCUAUCCUUACUCCUGUUUCAAGACGGUUUUCGUAGACGAGGCCUACGUUGAAGUAGCUGCUUACGCUUCCAUGAGCAUUUUUAGCACAAACCUUUUGCACAGUGCAAUGAUAAUAGAUGAGACCCCGCUGACCAGGAGAUGUUUGGCUCAGGCUCUGGCCCAGCAGUUUUUUGGCUGUUUCAUAUCUAGAAUGUCUUGGUCAGAUGAGUGGGUGUUGAAGGGAAUCUCUGGCUAUAUUUAUGGCCUCUGGAUGAAGAAAACCUUUGGUGUAAAUGAGUAUCGGCACUGGAUCAAGGAGGAACUGGACAAGAUAGUGGUGUAUGAACUGAAGACCGGUGGAGUCUUACUUCAUCCAAUCUUUGGUGGAGGAAAAGAAAAGGACAACCCUGCGUCACACCUGCAUUUUUCUAUAAAGCAUCCUCACACAUUAUCAUGGGAGUACUACACUAUGUUCCAGUGCAAAGCCCACCUCGUCAUGAGACUCAUAGAAAACAGAAUAAGCAUGGAGUUCAUGUUACAAGUUUUCAACAAGCUCUUGAGCCUGGCCAGCACUGCCUCAUCUCAGAAGUUCCAGUCUCAUAUGUGGAGUCAGAUGCUGGUUUCCACAUCUGGAUUUUUGAAAUCCAUCUCCAAUGUCUCUGGCAAAGACAUUCAACCGUUAAUAAAGCAAUGGGUAGAUCAGAGUGGUGUGGUAAAGUUUUAUGGCAGCUUUGCAUUUAAUAGAAAACGAAAUGUAUUAGAGUUAGAAAUAAAGCAAGACUAUACAUCUCCUGGGACACAGAAAUAUGUGGGCCCUUUGAAAGUGACGGUGCAAGAGCUGGAUGGAUCUUUCAACCACACGCUUCAGAUAGAAGAAAACAGCCUUAAACACGACAUACCUUGCCACUCGAAAAGCAGACGAAAUAAGAAGAAAAAGAUUCCUCUGAUGAAUGGGGAGGAAGUUGACAUGGAUCUUUCUGCCAUGGAUGCUGAUUCCCCCUUACUCUGGAUCAGAAUAGACCCGGAUAUGUCUGUACUGAGGAAGGUAGAAUUUGAACAGGCUGACUUCAUGUGGCAGUACCAGCUCCGAUACGAGAGAGAUGUGGUUGCACAGGAAGAAUCCAUUUUGGCCCUCCAGAAGUUCCCUACUCCAGCUUCACGACUGGCGCUGACUGAUAUACUUGAACAAGAGCAGUGCUUCUACCGAGUGAGGAUAAUGGCAUGCUUCUGCCUUGCAAAGAUUGCAAAUUUCAUGGUGAGCACGUGGACAGGACCACCAGCCAUGAAGUCGCUCUUCACCCGGAUGUUCUGUUGCAAAAGUUGCCCAAACAUUGUGAAAACCAAUAACUUCAUGAACUACCAGAGCUACUUUCUGCAGAAGACGAUGCCUGUCGCAAUGGCCUUACUGAGAGAUGUCCAUAAUCUAUGUCCCAAAGAGGUUUUGACGUUCAUUUUAGAUCUAAUCAAGUACAACGACAAUAGAAAAAACAAGUUUUCAGACAACUAUUACCGUGCAGAGCUGAUAGAUGCGCUAGCAAACUCUGUAACUCCUGCCGUCAGUGUGAACAAUGAAGCCCGGACACUUGAUAACUUAAAUCCUGAUGUUCGCCUCAUUCUUGAGGAAAUUACCAGGUUCUUAAACAUGGAAAAGCUACUUCCCAGCUAUAGGCACACCAUUACGGUCAGUUGCUUGAAUGCCAUUCGCAUACUACAGAAGAACGGGCACGUCCCAAGUGAUCCUGCUGUCUUUAAGUCCUAUGCGGAAUACGGGCACUUUGUGGAUAUCCGAAUAGCAGCUCUGGAGGCAGUGGUUGAUUACACAAAAGUUGACAGAAGCUACGAGGAACUACAGUGGCUGCUCAAUAUGGUCCAGAAUGACCCUGUGCCUUAUGUCAGACAUAAGAUAUUGAACAUGUUGACAAAGAACCCUCCAUUUACCAAGAACAUGGAAUCUCCUUUGUGCAAUGAAGCGCUGGUGGAUCAGCUCUGGAAGCUUAUGAAUUCAGGUACAUCCCACGACUGGAGGCUGCGCUGUGGAGCUGUCGACCUGUACUUCACGCUGUUUGGCCUCAGCAGGCCUUCCUGCUUGCCUCUGCCAGAACUUGGGCUGGUCCUUAACCUAAAAGAAAAGAAAGCUGUGCUGAAUCCUACCAUCAUUCCUGAGGCGGGGGCAAGUGGUCCGGAACCGCCUAACAAUCCAAACAAUCUGGGUCAAAUAGUUGGCUUCCAAAGCACUGACGAUGAUCACCUUGCCAAGGAAGCAGCAGUUAUCCCCCUCCCUCAUCAGCAGGGAUUGAAGAGGAAGGCCGACACGCCUCUUGGGUCCCCACUAGAACCAGGCCAGAUACUCGAGAAGAAUGAAGACAGCAAAGUCAAACUCAAAAUAAGAUUCUCAAACUCUCAGGAGGAAGAAGAGAUUGAUAUGGACACGGUUCAUGACAGCCAAGCCUUUAUCUACCAUCAUUUGAAUAUGCUGGAAAGACCAUCAACGCCAGGCAAAGAACAGUCAUCGCAGGAGCUAAGCAUGCUGCCGAUUCCGGUGCCCACGCUGCCCGGUUUUACAAAAGAGUCCAGCUCUUCCAAGCACAGCGAGCACCAUCACCACCACAAGAAGAAGAAGAAGAAGCACAAGCACAAACACAAGCACAAGCACAAGCACGACACCAAAGAGAAGGAGAAAGAGCCUUUCACCUUCUCCAACAGCCCUGCCAGCGGACGUUCCAUUCGCUCGCCAUCCCUGUCAGACUGAAGCAAGCCACUCCAGAGCUGAUAUAGCAUAUGGAAGCAGUGUGCACGCUACCGUUGCUUUAUGGUUAAGCGCAUGUCACUGCAGUGGCUCAGAAGGCGCAUUCAGAUCGAAAUUCCGUGGUAUCUGUUGUCCAGCCGCAUCCAUGCAUGAACCCCGUGAUCGUUCACCGUGCACCUGCCUUACAGUACCUUUGCAAAGAGAGAAGCAGCUCAUUUCAGAUGCAAAUGUCGCCUAUCCACAGCCCGGCAGUGGCUAUCCGUUUAUCUUGCCAGAACGAACUAUAUUUUAAAUGUUUGGUAGCUGUCGUGAAGUGAAGUGUGUGUUAAACAUAAGCUGACUGCCAAACUUGGGAAAGCUGGGGUUCACUGUACAGUGUUCUAUAACACAAUGUAAGACUUCCUGAUGCUUUUGUACAAUCUUUUCCACAUAUUUAACCAUUGCAGUUGUCGCUCUCUGUGUUUUUUUAAAGCAUACUCAGUUAAAAGCUUCAUUUUUUUUAUUUUAAGAUGUCUGGCAUUUUUAAAACACGUUUGAGCAGAACACUCAGCAAUCCUUUUCCUUAACUGUUCUUCGCAAGGGAAAAAAUGCCACUGUGUAUACAUGUCACUGUGCCCUCUAAUCAGAAUCAGAAUUGUGUAUAAUGAAGUUCGUGCAAAAGCAAAUCCUUAAAAGUGGGAAAGGUUACUUUCCCCCAUAGAAUCUCAAUUAGAAACACUCCUUGGGGUGAAAUAGUUGUUGCAAAACUUCUUGAACUCUUCUGAUUUCUAGUAAAUUUGUUUAGAAACUCUGAUUUUUUUUAAAAAAAAGUAUUUUUAAAUGUACAGUGAGUGAACUCAAACAUGAAACUGUGACAGGUUGCUUUAUUACAUAAAACAAUAAUAUCCAAGUUUUGCAUUGCUGAGCUUAAUUAUGUGAAAUGGGACUGCUUUUUAAAAACGUUUUUAUUUAAUUUCUAUGUUUUGCUGGUGCUUCCCUUCUUCCCUAUCAGUCUUUAGGUUAAGAUUCCUUUAAAAAGACAACAACAAAUUGUGUGCAUAGAUACUUUUAGUUACAUAGCUUAUUGAUAGUGGAAAGAGACAAUUCUGAUCCGCGAGAAGAUACUUAAUGACAGGGACCCAAUAAGGAUUUUUUAAAAAGAGAAGGUAAUUAGUUAAUAAAAAAAUGCUUUUAUACAA
This is a messenger RNA of Podarcis muralis (Common wall lizard), 6145 nucleotides long. RefSeq names its product TATA-box binding protein associated factor 2 (gene TAF2). Gene Ontology annotation, molecular function: RNA polymerase II general transcription initiation factor activity; chromatin binding; transcription cis-regulatory region binding. Gene Ontology annotation, biological process: transcription initiation at RNA polymerase II promoter. Lineage: Eukaryota; Metazoa; Chordata; Lepidosauria; Squamata; Lacertidae. Gene Ontology annotation, cellular component: transcription factor TFIID complex. The record is from RefSeq and is a predicted model, not a curated record.